This is a messenger RNA of Mesorhabditis belari, 630 nucleotides long. The record is from the annotation of a GenBank genome assembly. NCBI's taxonomy places the organism in Eukaryota, Metazoa, Nematoda, Chromadorea, Rhabditida, Rhabditidae.
AUGCGAUCCCUUCUACCACUUCUCUGUGUCGCUUCAACAAUUUUAGCCGUUCCUCGUUACGUUCGAUACGAUGCUGCAAACAAGGAAAUCAAAGAGAAACUCGUGGCUGAGAUUGUCAAUGAGACAUUGGAGAAGAAGACAAAAGCACAAAAGGAAGACUUUGAGGUCGAGGGCUUCGGCUGUGAUCUUUGCUUGAAAACGAUCUACAGCAUCAACUAUAACAUUGCUCAAAUGAAAUCUUCGGCAGAAGAUAUGGUGAAGAAAGACUGCGAGGCGUUGUUCGGUGGAGACAACGAAGCUGUUGGAACUUGUGUUACGUUGAUGAUCGACAAAAUCGAAGAGUAUUAUGAGAAGAUCGAACCAAUGAUUGACACGAAGAAUUUGUGUGUGCGAAUCGGAAUGUGCGUCCGAAAGGAGAAUAGCACGACAACGAUCCCCACCACUCCCAAUUCCAAAGAGAACUCUUCCCAAUCUCCAUCUUCUACAAGCUCCGAGAAAUCAAGCUCAAGCUCAAAAUCAUCAGAAGAAUCGAAAUCUAUUGAAGAAACCACUUCCAAGUCUUUCACUCCAGAAUCCUCAACUAAAAAUUCGAUUUUAGCUAAAGUCGAGAAAGUUUUUGCUGAUCUCUUU